AUAAUAUUAAUAGUAUUCACAUUUAUCAAAUGAUAGAUUCUAUGUGGAACUUCAGAACUUCGGAAAUAUUGAUAUGUUCCAGUGUUGAGGAGAGCUAUUUCUUCUUAAUUUUCAUUUUAAAUGGUUACUAUUACAACGAUUUAUCAAAACGCAAUUGCAAAUCGCCUAAAAGAAAACUAUACUAUUAGUAACACGUGUUUCACUAGUUGUUGUCAAAAGUUUAGUAGCAUUUUUUGUCUGUGGUAGUUUGGUGUCGCCGUCCUAUUGCGUACGGAUUUGACAUUUGUAAUUUUGUAUUAUUGAAAAGCUUUGCAAAUGCAACGUUAAUUUCACUAACUUUUAUUCAUUUUCAAUCGGUCGCUUAUAUAUAUUUACCGAUUCAGGUACACAUACAAUCUUUAAAAUGUCGGACGACGAAGUGAUACGGUUUGAAAUCACCGAUUACGAUUUGGAUAAUGAAUUUAACCCACACCGAAGCAGGAAAGCAAAGAAAGAACAACAGAUCUACGGAGUAUGGUCAAAAGACAGUGACGAAGACGAUAAUGAGGACAAUAUUAGGAAGAGAACUCGUAAACCUAAGGACUUCUCUGCACCCAUUGGGUUUGUGGCCGGUGGAGUGCAGCAGGCUGGCAAGAAGAAGGAAGAAAGCAAAGAAUUAGAAUCAUCAGAAGCCUCGACAUCCCGUCCGAAUAUUGUAGACAGUUCAGAUGAAGAAGAACAGGACUCACCAGCUGCAAGCGACACGGCCGGGAUUAGGCGGCAGGGACAAGGCAUGAAGCCCGUCAACCUGGGAGGCAAUGUGGGGACGUGGGAGAAGCACACUAAAGGUAUUGGAGCCAAGCUGCUAUUGCGGAUGGGGUACCAGCCUGGCAAGGGGUUAGGUAAGGACCUGCAGGGUAUCUCGGCUCCUGUAGAGGCUACUGUCAGGAAAGGAAGAGGUGCUAUUGGUGCUUAUGGUCCAGAGAAAGCUGCUUUAAAAGCAAAACAGAAAGAGGAGGAACAGCGUCGUCUGAAAGAGAAAGAAGAUGAAAAAGGUUCCAAAGAGAAGACGUACAACUGGAAGAAGUCCCACAAGGGGCGCUACUUCUACCGCGACGCCGCUGACGUCAUACAAGAGGGUAAACCCACGAUGCAUACUAUUACCAGUAACGAGUUGUCCCGCGUGCCGGUGAUCGACAUGACGGGCAAGCAGAAGCGCGUGCUGAGCGGGUACCACGCGCUGCGGGCGGCCGCGCCGCGCUUCGAGCACGAGCCGCGCCGCGACUGCAAGAACUUCGCCGCGCCGCAGCUCGCCACCAACAUGCAGCUCAUGGUCGACUGCUGCGAACAGGACAUCAUCCAAAACGCUCGCGAGCUUCAAUCAGCGGAAGACGAAAUAGUUGUCUUAGAGAGGGAUCUAGAAGAAUGUAAUAUAAAGCUUGCAGAACAAGACAAAGUGAUCAACAAGGUGCAGAGCAUACUGGAGCGGGUUGAGCUGCUGAACAGACCUGAUGUGUCCCUCGAGAGGGCUCAUGAUGUACUGGCCGAGUUGAAGGACUCAUUCCCAACGGAAUACGAGAUGUUUGGUUUGGGCACUAUAGCUGGUAACAUCGUGAGUCCCCUACUGAGCGCGUUACUCGCGACGUGGGACCCGCUACAGGCGCCCGAAGAGCCGAUACCGACCUUCUUGAAGUGGAGGAAGCUGCUUACCGAGGAGGCCUACAACAGUCUCCUGUGGCAACACUUUGUGCCACAUCUUACUGCGGCCGCCGAGUCCUGGAACCCUCGCGAGCCAGCGGGCAUGCUGCGCGUCGUGCAGUCGUGGCAGGCGGCGGUCCCGGCCUGGCUGCUGCGCUCGGGCGCCACGCGCGCGCUGCUGCCGCGUCUGCUGGCCGCCGUGCGCGCCUGGGACCCCACCGGGGACACGCAGCCGCUGCAUCAAUGGGUGCUCCCGUGGCACGAGCUGGCGGGCCCGGCGCUGUCCAGCUCGGUGUACCCGCUGAUCCGCGGGCGGCUGGCGGCGGCGCUGGCGGCCUGGCACCCGGCGGACGGCUCGGCGCGCGGCGUGCUGGCGGCGUGGCGCGCCGCGUGGGGGCCGGCGCUGGCCGCCAUGCUGCACCAGCACAUCGUGCCCAAGCUCGACCACUGUCUGCAGCACGCGCCGCUGGAGCUCGUCGGCAGGGAGAACACGGCGUGGCUGUGGUGUGUGGAGUGGCUGGAGCUGCUGGGCGCGCCCACAGUGGCGGCCAUCGCGGCGCGCGCGCUGCUGCCGCGCUGGCUGGCCGCGCUGGCCGCCUGGCUCAACACCAACCCGCCGCACGCCACCGUACUCAACUCUUAUACUGACUUCAAGAAAAUGUUCCCGGAAGAAGUGCUCAAAGAGCCGGCAGUCCGCGACGCGUUCCGCAAGGCAUUAGACAUGAUGAACCGCAGCGCAGACCUGGACUCCGUAGAACCGCCCCCACCACCUCGCUUCAUAAUGCCAGAACCCAAGGAAACUUCCAGAAUCGCUGAAGUCAUCGCCACGACCACGCAAGCAAAGAGCUUCUCAGAACUACUCGAGACCAGAUGUAUCGAGAAAGGGAUAACCUUCGUACCAAUUGCAGGGAAGACCAGGGAAGGUAGACCUCUGUACAAGAUCGGUGAACUCCAGUGUUAUGUUAUAAGGAAUGUCAUUAUGUAUUCGAAUGACAGCGGGAGAACGUUCAGCCCGAUCAGCAUGGAUAAGCUACUUAAUUUGGUUGAAGAAUAGAUGUAAUAAAUUAUUUUACUUGUA
This is a messenger RNA of Trichoplusia ni (cabbage looper), 2755 nucleotides long. It is a transcript of the gene sip1, whose product is annotated as septin-interacting protein 1. Lineage: Eukaryota; Metazoa; Arthropoda; Insecta; Lepidoptera; Noctuidae. The coding region runs from base 404 to 2731 and encodes 775 amino acids. Gene Ontology annotation, cellular component: U2-type post-mRNA release spliceosomal complex. The transcript is spliced from 12 exons. The record is from RefSeq and is a predicted model, not a curated record. Gene Ontology annotation, molecular function: nucleic acid binding. Gene Ontology annotation, biological process: spliceosomal complex disassembly.